Molecule: messenger RNA, 1152 nt
Organism: Ixodes scapularis (black-legged tick)
Lineage: Eukaryota; Metazoa; Arthropoda; Arachnida; Ixodida; Ixodidae
Product: prostaglandin reductase 3-like
Exons: 1
Coding region: 34-1080 (348 amino acids)
Cellular component (GO): mitochondrion
Molecular function (GO): zinc ion binding; oxidoreductase activity
Source: RefSeq, a predicted model, not a curated record
UUGGUAGACGUGGUAAAAGCAAGAGCGCUCCCAAUGAGUCUUCCGAAAGAGUACAAGAAACUUGCUUGCGUCAGCGCUACUCCCAGCUUCAGAGAAGCCGUGUCCGUGAUUAUAGAGCCAAUGCCCGAACUGGAGCGCGAUGAAGUUUUCCUGAAGACCAAGUACGCCGGUAUAAACGCCUCGGACGUGAACACCACAGCAACAAGGUGCUGGAAUGAGAAACCUCCUUUCAGCGUCGGCAUCGAAUCUGUGGCAGAAGUGGUAGCCGUCGGCGACGGAGUCAAGCAUCUGAGCAUCGGCAGUGCGGUGGCAACCAUCAACAUCCCAGGGUUUGGGGCUUUCUCCGAGUAUCAACGCAUUCCAGCGUCGGAGGUGUUUCCAAUUCCACGAGCAGUGCCCGAAGUUAUACCGCUUCUAAUAAGCGGAUUGACGGCUGCGAUAGGCUUGGACGAGCAAGGCAGGAUAAAAGGUGGUGAAGCAGUCUUGAUAACCGCAGCCGCCGGCGGACUAGGUCACCUCGCUGUGCAGUGGGCCAAGGGUGCAAAAUGCCAUGUCAUCGGCACUUGUUCCUCGCAAGAGAAAGAAUUGUACCUAAAGAGCAUCGGCUGCGACAAAGUCAUCAAUUACAGGACGCAAGACCUAGGCGCUGAGCUGGACAAGUGCUACCCGAAUGGUGUGGACGUAGUCUGGGAGACCAUCGGAGGCAAGACGUUCGAAGUCCUCCUGGAGCGUCUGAGCAUCAAGGGAAGACUCGUGGUGGUGGGUGCCAUUACUGGGUUCCAGGGUAGCGACAAGGCCUUCCCUGAUGUAGACCUCACGGACCUGCCUCAAAAGCUGCUGAUUCGUUCAGCCAGUUUGAGCGGAUUUUUUCUUCCACAAUACACUCAUCUGUUUUCAAAGUAUGUGGCGAGGCUACAGACAAUGCUGCAGGAUGGCACGAUCGUUCCGAAGGUGGACUUCGGGCUCAACGCAGACGGAGGCGAGUUUAAAGGCCUGGACGGCUGCGUUCGAGGUGUCGAGUAUCUUCACUCCGGAAAGAGCGUGGGCAAGGUUGUCGUGAAGAUAGACGAAUCAGCCUAGGCUUUGGAACCCCUGCUAUGGAACUUUGUCCUUUUUAGAAUCUGCAGCAGUUCAGCGAACAACUCAGGUAUU